UCAGAGAAUCAGAAUCGUACGUCUAAACAAGAUCAAAAAUGAAGUUGUGGCUUUUCACCAAUAUCAUUUUUCUCCUUGUUCAAUGGGAGUUGUGCAUUGCCAAUAUUCUUCUACCUCUGCAAGCCACCACCAAACUAGUGUCGCCUUCUCAACACCCCCACCAGCUCUCUAACACUUAUUAUCUCAAUACAUGCCCAGCUCUUGAAGUAAUCAUCCACCAGAAAAUGGAAGCCUGGUUUAAGACGGAUCCAACAUUGCCUGCUUCAAUCAUUCGCUUACAUUUCCACGACUGUGCCGUCAGGGGAUGCGAUGCUUCAAUUUUGCUAAACCACGCCGGGAGCGAGAGAACAGCGUUUGCGAGCAAGACGUUGAGGGGUUUCAAUGUGAUUAAUGAUAUUAAGGCAGAGGCUGACACAAGGUGUCCAAAAACAGUCUCCUGCGCUGACAUUCUAACAGCGGCAGCACGAGAUGCUACUGUUCUAUUAGGAGGUCCAUUCUGGGAAGUCUCAUUUGGUCGAAAAGAUGGACGAAUCUCCAUAGCCAAAGAAGCCGAUAUGGUUCCUCAGGGUCACGAAAAUGUUACCAGUUUGAUCGACUUCUUCCAGUCUCGAGGCCUGAACGAACUUGACUUGGUUGUACUCUCAGGGUCACACACCAUUGGAAGGAGCAGUUGCUAUUCAAUCUUGCAAAGGCUAGCUAAGCCUGAUUUUUCUUCACUAGACAGAAAUCACUGGAGGAGCUUGAUAAGGCAAUGUAGAUGGAGUAGUAAUUUGGUUAAUCUAGAUGUCACAACUCCAACGGCUUUUGACACAGCAUAUUACACCAAUCUGCAGAUGAAGAAGGGAUUGUUGUCGACAGAUCAAGCACUGUACUCGGAUCCAAGAACAGCACCAUUUGUUAAUGCAAUGAUGUCUCAGCCAUUCCUGUUCACUAGUCAGUUUCUGGUGUCUAUGGUUAAGCUUGGGAAUACACAAGUUCUGAGUGGACCAAAUCAAGGUGAAAUCAGACUCAAUUGCAACAAUCUCAAUCCUUAACCUUAAGGAGAUUGCCUCAUCAUGUCCUCAUUGCUUUUGCACAUCAUUUUUCUGUGUUCUUAAUGCUUAAUCAUUCAAAUAAAUUAAUCACUUUUGUAAAAGUC
This is a messenger RNA of Tripterygium wilfordii, 1138 nucleotides long. Its product is annotated as peroxidase 7-like. Gene Ontology annotation, biological process: hydrogen peroxide catabolic process; response to oxidative stress. Lineage: Eukaryota; Viridiplantae; Streptophyta; Magnoliopsida; Celastrales; Celastraceae. The transcript is spliced from 2 exons. Gene Ontology annotation, molecular function: peroxidase activity; heme binding. Bases 39 to 1034 code for a protein of 331 amino acids. The record is from RefSeq and is a predicted model, not a curated record.